Molecule: messenger RNA, 1581 nt
Organism: Knipowitschia caucasica
Lineage: Eukaryota; Metazoa; Chordata; Actinopteri; Gobiiformes; Gobiidae
Source: the annotation of a GenBank genome assembly
AUGGUGACCGGGGACCACCCCAUCACGGCCAAAGCCAUCGCCAAAGGCGUCGGCAUCAUCUCCGAGGGCAACGAGACGGUGGACGACAUCGCCGAGAGACUCAACAUCCCCCUGAGCGAAGUCGACCCCAGGUCUGAACUAACACUGACGAUACGGUCCUGGUCCUGGUCCAGUACCACACAGACUCACAGAACCACAGCAGCAGGUCCUGGUCCAGUACCUCACAGACUCACAGAACCACAGCAGCAGGUCCAGGUCCAGUACCACACAGACUCACAGCAGGUCCAGGUCCAGUACCACACAGAACCACAGCAGCAGGUCCAGGUCCAGUACCACACAGACUCACAGAACCACAGCAGCAGGUACAGUACCACACAGACUCACAGAACCACAGCAGCAGGUACAGUACCACACAGACUCACAGAACCACAGCAGCAGGUCCAGGUCCAGUACCACACAGACUCACAGAACCACAGCAGCAGGUACAGUACCACACAGACUCACAGAACCACAGCAGCAGGUCCAGGUCCAGUACCACACAGACUCACAGAACCACAGCAGCAGGUCCAGUACCACACAGACUCACAGAACCACAGCAGCAGGUCCAGGUCCAGUACCACACAGACUCACAGAACCACAGCAGCAGGUCCAGUUCCAGUACCACACAGACUCACAGAACCACAGCAGCAGGUCCAGGUCCAGUACCACACAGACUCACAGAACCACAGCAGCAGGUCCAGGUCCAGUACCACACAGACUCACAGAACCACAGCAGCAGGUCCAGGUCCAGUACCACACAGACUCACAGAACCACAGCAGCAGGUCCAGGUACAGUACCACACAGACUCACAGAACCACAGCAGCAGGUCCAGGUCCAGUACCACACAGACUCACAGAACCACAGCAGCAGGUCCAGGUCCAGUACCACACAGACUCACAGAACCACAGCAGCAGGUCCAGGUCCAGUACCACACAGACUCACAGAACCACAGCAGCAGGUCCAGGUCCAGUACCACACAGACUCACAGAACCACAGCAGCAGGUCCAGGUCCAGUACCACACAGACUCACAGAACCACAGCAGCAGGUCCAGGUCCAGUACCACACAGACUCACAGAACCACAGCAGCAGGGAGGCCAAGGCCUGUGUGGUGCACGGGUCAGACCUGAAGGACAUGAGUGCGGAGGGUCUGGACGAGCUCCUGAGGCACCACACCGAGAUCGUGUUCGCUCGCACCUCGCCCCAACAGAAGCUCAUUAUCGUGGAGGGGUGCCAGAGACAGGGAGCCAUCGUGGCGGUGACAGGAGACGGUGUGAACGACUCUCCGGCUCUGAAGAAGGCAGACAUUGGCGUUGCCAUGGGGAUCACCGGCUCAGACGUGUCCAAACAGGCCGCAGACAUGAUCCUUCUGGACGAUAACUUCGCCUCCAUCGUCACCGGAGUCGAGGAGGAGAACCUGACUGAGAACCUGACAGAGAACCUGACAGAGAACCUGACAGAGAACCUAAAGAGAAUCUACAGAGAACCUGACAGAGAACCUAAAGAGAACCUGACAGAGAACCUGACAGAGCACCUGACAUAG